This is a messenger RNA of Ornithorhynchus anatinus (platypus), 2359 nucleotides long. It is a transcript of the gene CYTH4, whose product is annotated as cytohesin 4. The record is from RefSeq and is a predicted model, not a curated record. Gene Ontology annotation, molecular function: guanyl-nucleotide exchange factor activity. Gene Ontology annotation, biological process: regulation of ARF protein signal transduction. Bases 106 to 1533 code for a protein of 475 amino acids. Lineage: Eukaryota; Metazoa; Chordata; Mammalia; Monotremata; Ornithorhynchidae. The transcript is spliced from 12 exons.
UAAGGGCUGAUUACGCCGAGGGCUGGGUGGAGGCCGAGGGUUUCUGUGCGCGGCUGGGAGUGAGAAGCUGGCUGCUGCAGGGACCCCUCUCCCCCGGAAAUCAAGAUGAAUUUCUACCAUACAGAUCUAACCGACCUGAGCAAGAUGGAAGAAGAGGAACUGGAGAGGAUCAAGUGGCAUCGGCAGCAGCUGAUGGAAGAUAUUCAGAAGCUAAAGGACGAGAUUGCAGACGUGUUUGCACAAAUAGACUGCUUUGAAGAUGCGGAGGAGAGCCGGAUGGCCCAGAAGGAGAAAGAGCUGUGUAUCGGCCGGAAAAAAUUCAACAUGGACCCCAUAAAGGGAAUCCAGUACCUGAUAGACCACAAGCUGCUCUCUUCCAAAAUGGAGGACAUCGCUGAGUUCCUCUACAAGGGAGAGGGGCUGAACAAGACGGCCAUUGGCGACUACCUGGGGGAGAGGGACCCUCUGAACCUACAGGUCCUCCAGGCCUUCGUGGAACUCCACCAGUUCUCCAACCUGAACCUGGUGCAGGCUCUCAGGCAGUUCCUGUGGAGCUUUCGGCUGCCGGGCGAGGCCCAGAAGAUCGAUCGGAUGAUGGAGGCGUUCGCCACGCGCUACUGCGUCUGCAACCCGGGGGUCUUCCAGUCCACGGACACCUGCUACGUGCUCUCCUUCUCGGUCAUCAUGCUGAACACCAGCCUGCACAACCCCAACGUGCGGGACAAGCCCCCCUUUGAGCGCUUUGUGUCCAUGAACCGGGGCAUCAACGAGGGUGGAGACCUGCCCGAGGAACUGCUCAAGAAUCUCUUCGAGAGCAUCAAGAGCGAGCCGUUCUCCAUCCCUGAGGAUGAUGGAAAUGACCUCACUCACACCUUCUUCAACCCCGAUCUCGAAGGCUGGCUGCUCAAACUCGGACAAAGAACCCCGGGGCAUCAUUCCGCUGGAGAACCUCUCUGUCCAGAAGGCGGAAGACCCCAAGAAGCCGUACUGCCUGGAGCUCUUCAACCCCAACUGCAAGGGGCAGAAGAUAAAGGCCUGCAAGACGGACGGGGAUGGGAAGGUGGUGGAGGGCAAGCACCAGUCCUACAAGAUCUCCGCCUCCAGCUCGGAGGAGCGGGACCAGUGGAUCAAGGCGAUCCGGGCCAGCAUCACCCGGGUCCCCUUCUUCGACCUGGUCUCCGCACGCAAGAAGAAGAUCGCCAGCAAACAAUGACCCCCCCACGGGUGACUUUUGACUCCUUAAGACGGCCUGAUAAUUACCACCUUCCGGAGACUCCGGAGACCCUUCAGCCAUCCCGUGUCCCCAAGUCUCCAGGUUCUCGUGGAAACGGCACCUGGGGCUGGGGCGUAAAUUGGGGGCCGACACUGCCAGCUUUAGGGGCUUCUAGGGGCCCUGAGGCCCCCAAGAGCAUUCUUCUGGGACAGAGCCAGCUGCAUUUUCCAGCCAACGCGAUGAGGAACAGAGCAGGAGUUGGGGAAUUUGCUCCCUUAGAUCUCCGUCUUGUGGUACCAGCCUGCCACUGUCUUCUGUAGACAUUUGGGGGCAGAAAGGGGGCAACUUGGGGCUGCAUUUGGGGCUCCAUUAACGGGGCCUGGGCCUUGAGAAGAGAGGGCCUUGGCUGGUGGGAGAGCAGGUCCAGAAGCCAGCAGGCCCCAGGCUCCCCUCCCCAGGAUGACAGCUCUGGCUAGUUCGUCUUUCUCUCCAAAGCGGAUCCGCCAUGGUCUCAUCCCCCUUGCCUCCCCGGGCUCUGGGCAGCCAGAGCCACUGGCUUCCUGGGACUGGCAAUCUGGGACUUCCUGUUAAGCUCCAGAAACCCAGCCAGUUGACACUCAACACUAGUCUCUCCUCCGGCCCUCAACCCGCCCGUUCCUUGGGUCGCGCCCACCCCCGUGGGCCAGAUCUCCAGUGGAGUCUUAGCGGCCAUUGUCUUGGGGGAGAGGGCUGCCUUCUGAUCAUCCUUGUCUCUCCAACCGUGGCCGGAGCUCACCCUCUCCAUUCUGCCAGGGUUGGCAGUGGAUCGCCCAGAGCUGCAGAGGUCCGUAGAACUGAAGUCUUGAAGGGAUUGGCUCUCGAGGAGUUGGGGCUUGUGGGGGUAUGUCUCCCUUGUUAGGGUGUCAGCUCCUUGAGUGCAGGGAUCGUGUGUACUUUAUUGUGCUCUCCUAGGUGAUUAUUAUAGUGUUCUGCACACAGUAGACCGUCAUCUCCUAGAGGGCAGGGAUCGGGUCUACUUCAUUGUGCAUUCCCAAGUGCUCCACACACAGUAGUCUUUCUUGAGGGUUAGGAUUGUGUCUUUCUCUACUGUGUUCUCCCAAGUGCUUAGUACAGCACUCAACACACAGUAAAAUGUCAUCUCCUUCA